This is a messenger RNA of Seriola aureovittata, 5905 nucleotides long. RefSeq names its product cadherin-like and PC-esterase domain containing 1 (gene cped1). The coding region runs from base 2915 to 5758 and encodes 947 amino acids. The transcript is spliced from 21 exons. Lineage: Eukaryota; Metazoa; Chordata; Actinopteri; Carangiformes; Carangidae. The record is from RefSeq and is a predicted model, not a curated record.
CCCCUGGCAAAUUUUGAUUUAAAGUUACUUUUAUUCAACCAGCAAGUUUUUUUUUUGACCGGAAAUGACACAGGCUUCUCCCAGAAGAUUAUAAGACGAUGUACAAGAGGAAUCAUUGUGGAAAAAAAUAUUUCUCAGCUUUUACAUUUGAACAAUAAGUGGCAUGUCCAAAAUUAUUCAUACCCUUCUCAAUAAUCAAUAGAAAAGCCUUUAUUGUCUAUUACAGCAAUCAAACGCUUCCUAUAAUUGCUGACCAGCUUUUUGCACGUCUCCACUGGUCAUCUUUAGCGAUGAGCUCCAACUCUUUCAGGUUGGAGGGUCUCCCUGCCUUCACCCUAAUCUUUAUCUCCCUCCACAGAUUCUCAAUUGGAUUCAAGUCGGGACUCCGGCUGGGCCACUGCAAAACGUUAAUGUUUUUGUCUGCUAACCAUUUCUUCACCACUUGCUGUGUGUUUUGGGUCGUUGUUGUGCUGAAAUGUCCACUGGUGCCCAAAGUUUCUCUGCAGACUGCCUGAUGUUGUUGUUGAGAAUCUUGAUGGAUUGCUCUUUUUUUCAUGGUGCCGUUUACUGUGAUUAGGUUCCCUGGUGCAUUGGCUGAAAUGGUGGUUCCCACCACCAUGUUUGACAGUGGGGAUGUUGUUCUUAGGGCUGAAGGCUUAAGACUUUUCUACGCCAAAUGAAGGAAACAUCAUUGUGGCCAAACAAUUCAAUUUUUGUUUCAUCUGACCAUAAAACAGAAGACCAGAAGUCUUUUUCUUUGUCCAGAUGAUCAUUUGCAAAGGCCAAGCGGGCUUUUGUGUGCCUUAUCUGGAGAAGUGGCGUCCUCCUUGGUCUGCGUCCGUGGAACCCAGCAGUGUCCGUUAGACUGUCUGCCUUGAGACUUGCCACCAGCAGAGCCCAGAUUCACCAGGAUGGCCUUGGUGGUGAUCCUUGGAUUCUUCUUCACCUCUCUCACUAUCCUCCUGGCCAGCACAGGUGUCACUUUUGGCUUCCGACCACGUCCUCUGAGAUUUUCCACGGUGCGGAACGUCUUGUAUUUUUUAAUAAUACUUUGCACUGUAGCCACUGGAACUUGAAAACAUUUAGAUAUGGUCUUAUAGACCUUUCCUGACUUGUGAGCAGCCACAAUGUGCAGCCGCAGGUCCUCAGUGAGCUGCUUUGUCUUAGACUGUCCACAAACCAACUGCAGAGAGCUGCUGUUUUUCACCUGUUAAGUUGAUUAAAACAGCUGUUCCCAAUGAACCAGGUAAUUAAGAUGCUUUAGAACAGCUUGGACUGUUUGGAAUGGUAUAGAACUUUGGAUUUUUCCAUAGACUGACAGUUUGCCAGUAUGAAUAAUUUUGGGCUUGACUGUAUAUAUAUUCCUGCUGUUUCUGUAGUACUGUCUCAGUUUAAUGAUGAAGCAGGUUUCAUAUCUCUCACCGCUCUUUAAAAGUCUUAAAUGUACAGAAGAGGACUAGAGCCACAUGUGGAAACAUUUCUUCACGUGUCUCUAAUCCUCCUCUAUAAAUGUGACCCGGUGAAACCGGUUAAAAUCUUUGUUGCAGUCAGAGCUGCAGUGAUUACUGAUCCAGUGACGGUAAACUGAAACUCAAAAUGUUUAGGAACCUGAAUGUGUCAGUGAACACAACUUCUUAUAUUUGGAUGAUUCAAAGGAAAAAACGUGAAAACCAGCUUCCAAGAUUUUUCAAACUUAAAAGAAAAACUGCAGCAGAGCUGUGACUGGAUGUAAUUACAUAAACUGUGGCUAAUGAAGACCAUGUCACAGGCUAGAAAGCUCCGAAACAGGCUCAUAAAUGAAAGUUGAGGUUGUUUAGUUAAACUCUUUUAGUCUCAUUCAGCCAAUAACAUUCAUGAUGGAGGCCAAACCAGACUCCACCCACAACACGCACAUUUUAAAGUUUGUUUAUAGGCAAAACACACACACACACACACACUCACACACUGUGUGUGUGAGUGUGUGUGUGUUCCAGAAAUAACCCAGCCUUCAGAGUGUUUCAGCAGGAGGGAGGAGGAGGAGGGUGAAGAGGGGGGAGGAGGGCGAGGAGGUUCUGACCUACAGAGUUUUUAUAACUGACUGAACUCUGAAGAGAAAAACUCUGAACUUGUUGAUUCUGUUCAGAAAAACAAAACCACAGAAGAAGUGAAGGGUCCAGGUCCGGGUCCGGGUCCGGGUCCAGGUCCAUCCGGAGGAGGACGGACUGGAAUCAUGACCGUGGCUUCUCUUUUCUUCUGCUGUUGGAUUUAACUCAAACCAGAUGUCCUGCUGCCAGACUCCGGUUGUUUUUAACGUCUCUGUGACGUCACCAAACUCCGUAUUUUUCCUGUACUUCUAACGUCGACUUUUAACGGAACGCGCGCGACUGGAGCUCAGACUGAAGGUUUAACGGUUUAACGGGACUUUGUGGUUCGGUCCCGGUGUGAUCCUGGUCUUACUGAGUCUUGAUCAGCUGACUGGACCGCGGGUUCUUGUGCACAGACAGGAUAAAGAAGACAGAAGUGUGGUGUGUUUGAGGGACCAUGGAGAACUGAAGAACCUCUGAAGAGUCAUGAGGCUGUAAACGCACAUGACCACAGACAGAAGAUGCGCGUGUCCGUCCGGCUGCGCACACAGAGUCCCGUUCAGAAUCAGACCGAUUUAAAGUUUGAUUCAUUAUAGAUUGAAGUUCUCUGGGUUUAUAUUUUCAGAUCAUACAUUUCCAGACUCUCGUGGCUUCAUCAGUGAAUUCGGGAUAAAUAGAACCCAACAGACGGGUAUUUUAUUUUAAUGACAGACUCCUUUAACUAUUUCUCUGACAGUCAUGUAAACAGUCCUGACUCCUGAAGUCAGCAGAGGGCUGAGGUGAUGAGGAUGAUGAAGAUGAUGAUGGUGCACAGUGAAACCCUGGGCAGUGUGAAGUGAAGCUCUCUCCUCAUGCGGUGUCUCCUGGCUUCAGCCGCCCGGAUGCUGCUCCGCCGCCGGCCCUGCUCCGGCCCGCUGCUGCUGCUGCUCGGGGUCGCGGUGUGUCUCUUCUACCAGACCCUGAUGCUGGCCCGGAACCGGCUCCGGUCCGGACCGCAGCGUCCCGCCACUGAUGUUCGCAGCAGGAAGUCUACGGAUGAAUUCAUGAUGAUGGAGACCAGGAAGUUCAUUUCUACCCUGGAGACUUUACAGAGAGAGACUCAGGUCCAGAUGUGGUCCCGGAAACCCCCCUGGCGUCGUCGGGCCGUGGUUCUGACAGGUCGACAUCUGGCCUCUGACACCGAGGUCCAGCUGUACCAGCAGGUCCUGCAGCAGAUGGGCUACGAGGUCCACAUGUCCAGAUACGCUGAGACCAGCAGCGUCCUCAGAACAAACCAGGGUGUGAGUGGGUGGAGCCUGUUGCUGUGUCUCAGUAGUUCAGAGAGGAGCUGUCUGAGGAGAGUCUCCUUCUCUCACCUGCAGUAUCAUCAGAAGGUGAACCUUAUUCCUGGGCUGAUGGAGGCCUUCUCUGAUGCAGGUGGUGGUCUCUGUCACCUCUUCACUCGCUCACACCCGACAGAUUUACCCAUGAAGCCAUACUCCUGUGGAUCGACCAGUCAGAAGCUGCAGAUUCCUCAGGACAGGCACUCACCUGACCGAGCCCAACCCCCUGAUCUGGUUACCAUGGUGAAUGUUUACAUCCUGGUGACUUCAGUCAGACCGCUGACAUCCUUCCUGCAUGACAUCAGUGUGGUGUCGACCAAUCAGGAUCCGAGGGGACGACCCAUGAAGCUCAGGGACUUCCUGUUGCAACAGCUGGGACCAACUAACUCCCAUCAGGCUUUGGGGCAGAUGAAGCAGGUCAUAGGUGAAGUGCUGCAGGCGGCAGCGUCGACCAAUGAGAAGACAGAAACAGUCAACAGGUGUGUGUUGUGUUACCAGCUGCUCACCUUCACUCUGCUGUUCAGCAGCUCCAUCACACCUGUUACAGUCCAGGUGGACACUGAUGUAACGUUUGUCUCUCUGAGUAAAGACACGUUUGACAGACAGAUCACCAAAGACCUGAUCCUGGAGGACACACUGCACUUCCUGCUGGCAACACACCCACACCUGUCCUCAGAGGCAGAGACAGAGGGGAGACAGUACGGUGGCUGCAGAGGAACAAACAGUCGGUGUCUGUCAGAGGACGAGUUUCUUCUUCUGCUUCAGUUUCAGCGACAGAUGACGACGUCUUCAGCUUUUCAGCUGCUGUAUCCCAGCCCCUCCUCCUCCUGCUCCUCCUCCUCCUCCUCCUCCUCCUCCUCUGUGAGCGUUUCUGACCUCCUAAUCAGGAUGAGCCGUUACUACGAGCUCCAGAGGAACUCCAGCUUCAGAAGUGAUGGGACGGGAGCUUUGACCAAUCAGGAGUCAGCGGCGUACUCGUCACAGGGCGGAGCCGAAGAUAAAGGUCCCUGUGUGGACCCCCGCCUCAGACAGAUCUACACCGACCCCCCCCUCACCCUGACUCCCCCCUUCAGCCCGUGGGUGAAGGAGUACCGUGCUGAGGUGACCUUUGACACGGUGACGGUUCGAAUUCGGCCAGAGCCCGUCAGCUCAGUCUGCCGGGUCCACCUGGACGAGCACCGAGGACCCAGGAUGGCAAACUACCCAGUCGGCCUCGGCGACAGCAGGAUCAGCAUCCUGGUGACGGACGACGCCGAGCCGCAGCCCAUCGUCAUGACGAUCUACACAGUCCACAUGUACCGCGAGAGCCGACCAAGUCUGCCCAUGUUUGGAGAUCAUGUGAUGUGCAGCUUCGUGCAGGACUGCGGUCUGCUGGUUCGGCCCGGUCGGUCCUGUGGUCUCCAGCCCUUCAUCAGGUAUCGGAGUCCACUUCAGACCUGCAGCUCAGGACACGCACCAGGUCGGUGGGUGGUUCCGUGUCUGAGCUGUUCUGACAACAGGACUUGUGAUUGGAGGGAGGUUGCCUGGCAGCCAGACGGCUGUUCUCACCUUUUAGUGGACCGCUCCCUGCUGCAGGACUGUAUGAUGGACAGGAAGGUGUUGUUUAUCGGUGACUCGACCAAUCGUGGGAUGAUGUUCUUCCUGAUGGAGCGAGUCAACUCGAGUCUGGAGGACUGGGGCAAAGCUCACGACACACUGGUCUACAGGAACCUGAACAGGGGGCAGAGCCUGGUCAGCUACUCGUACUACCCUCAGUUCUGGUUGGAGAAGAAGAAGAGGCCGACGUUCAGGCAGGCGCUGCUGCAGCUGCUCCACAGGUCUCGACCUCUGGUGAACUCUGACCUGACGGUGCUGGUGGUGGGAGGAGUCCAGUGGCUCAACACUGAUCACCUGAGGACAGUCAGAGAGGUGCUGGACAGGGAGUCUCUCAGUAACAUCCUGGUGGUGGUGAAGUCUCUGGGGAUGGGCUUCCACCUCCCUGUGGAUGGGAUCAGGUCUCUGAGUCUGACUGAAAUCCAAGAUCUGGACAAUGAGAACAACAACAUCAUCGCCACAGCAAAGCAUCAUGGGUACGAGGUGAUUGACACGUUCAGCAUCACGAUGGGUCGAUACAAAGAAUUCCUGCAGGGACGAUGUGCCUGUCACUUCCACGAGGUGGAGAAGUUCCGGUCCUCCAGGCCUCCAGACGACACCACAUCCACCACCAACGAAACCAGAUCCACCAGACCUGGACUCAGCAGCCAAUCAGCUGUGCAGGACACAAACCAGGAGGCGGGGCCAGCUGACACCUGGAUCUAUCACGUGAGAGGAGCAGUUAACCAGGUGUACUCUGAGAUCCUGUUGAGCCGCCUGUGCUCCAAAACCCGAACCUGAAUGUGUGUGUGUGGGGGUGUGUAUGUGUGUGUGUGGGGGUGUGUAUGUGUGUGUGUCUGUGUGUGUGUGUGGGUGUGUGUGUCUCUGUGUGUGUGGGGGUGUGUAUGUGUGUGUGUGUGUGUGUGUGUGGGGGUGUGUAUGUGUGUG